Molecule: messenger RNA, 4344 nt
Organism: Magallana angulata
Lineage: Eukaryota; Metazoa; Mollusca; Bivalvia; Ostreida; Ostreidae
Exons: 1
Coding region: 1009-3051 (680 amino acids)
Source: RefSeq, a predicted model, not a curated record
GAACAUUUAUUUCUUAAACCUUUGAAAUCAGGUCUUAACAGUAUACCGGUAAUUACAAAUCGUUCAUCGAGUUACCGAUGAUCCAAUUAAUAGGGACUGGAAAUACGGAGUGUGAGAAGAUCAAUAAUGAUAAUAUCUAUUUUAAAAAGUGCAUCUCUAAAUCAGCAACAAAAAUAUAAGACAAAUAGACUGGUGAAAAUUGCAAGUUUCCAUUUUGCAGUUUCAGAGGAGUAACAAGUAAAAGCAAUUUGAUCAUACACUUUAGGGGUGAUACAGAUGCAGGGUCAACAAAGACAGCUAUACUUAAAAUAUACUAAGACGUUAUACAAAACAAACAAACGAAAAAUACAGAUACAUACAAUACAACUGCAAAACAAUAAUCAAAUCUCGCAAACUGAAUUGUUAAAACUGAGAAUUAAGUCAAAAUUUCACAAGAAAUCGGCAAAAUCACAGAAUAAAUAUUUGAGUCAAUAUUUUAUUACGAAACUCUACGUUUCAGCUAGCGCUGUGAUAGAUUAUAGAUUAGGCUAAUAACGUAAAGGAAACAAACCAAUCGGAUUUAAACUAUGUUUUGUAUACCGGUUAUUCAAUAUGUUUAGACUGAACAUUUCCUUAAAUCCUGAGGGCUUAUAUGCUUUGUGAUCAAAGCGGCAAAAUAACAUCAAGGGUGUACAUAUUCGAAAAAAAUUGAGAGUAAUAUUGCUUCUGAUAGAGUAAUACGGUAUGUCAAUUAAUCUUUUUCUAUAUCACUGAAAACUCUUUUUCUUUCUCUCUCUCUCUCUCAUUAGUUUUAAAAUACUCUCUCUUUGAGAAAUAAAACGUGUUAAAUGUAGGUAACUUGUUGACAUUCAAUCAGUACAGUUGUCUUGUAACUUGUAACUUAGUAAAGGAGGACUAUAAAUUCAAACUCGCACCGGUGAGUGACCCGCUGAUAUUUUUUAAACAUACACAAAUCUAUUUGCUAUCUAUUUGCAUAAUUUACUAUUUUCUGUGCAGAAAACUUCUAAAAUGGUUGACCAUUCCGAGUUCUACAAGUUGUCGUAUUUUUGGAGAAUUUGUGAUCAUUGGAUGGGGUUUAAGGAAUGUGUAGAAGUAGGUCGAAUCAUCGAACACACUUGGCUAGAAAUACCAAAUCGAGGUGAUGUAUUUGAACGAAGAAAGAUAGGUAGCCUUGGAGAUGGAAUCGAAUUUCAAAGGAGGGGCAAUGACGAUUUUUUCGUGUUUAGAAACAUAUGUGUUUUAUCAGAAGAAAUCUUAAUAAACCUAUUUAGUAGGAACAUAUCAAUUCUAUUGGCAGAAUACGUCGAUUCAGGUUACUGUAUCCUUAGAUAUAUAACAGGCCCAGUUUUCUCAGAGGAUCUAUAUGACUCAAACAAAGACUUUCAGGUGUAUUUUUCUAGCUCCAAAUUUUUGGACAAAUGCUUGUCUUCAACAUCAAGAAAUGCCCGAUCACGGGGACCGGUCGUUGUAAACGAUGGACACAACAGUACGUGCGCUCUUCCUGUCCUUGGCUGGCCACCAGUUGCCAUGAAAUGGUUCCAAAGAGAUCGAACAAGAUGCUGGCCAAGACCAGAAACGCUGGAUAAAGUUCUACAUGAUGGAUGUCACUGUGUACCGGUUGGCAUAUCAGAAUCUGCCACAAAACAUCUGGAAUGGCAGUUGUGUUUUUCAGUUGCUGAAUGCACCUUAGUGCAUUCUAUGGAUCAUAGUCUUUUUAAGCUCUAUCAGAUUUUACGAAUACUUAUUCACGAAGGACUGAACAACUGGGUUGAAUGCAAGGGGAUUGUGUCCUCAUACAUGAUAAAAACAUUGAUGUUUUGGAUGUGCGAGGACAAACUACCGAACUUCAUUUGCGCGGGAAAUUUGAAAGAGAGCAUUCGGGAAUGUUUGACACAACUUGAGGAGUGGAUCGGAAAGAAUUUUAUUCCUCACUAUUUCAUUCCCGAGAGAAAUCUACUUCAAGGAAAUGUCAAUCCAUUACAUAGAGCACGAAUUCUUAAACGACUCCACAACCUUAAAAUUGGCGUACUGGACGAGUUAUUAAGUUGUCGAUCUUUUAAACCAGCGAAGAUAAUUGUUACUACUGAAUUGCCAGCAUCUGUCGAUACCCUUGAUUUCACAUCAGAUGAUCUUAAGACAAUGAGCGAAUUUGCUUUCUUUGAAAAUGUGGGCAGUGGAUAUUUUAGUAACAUGAGUUUCUCUCGAGCCCAAAGAUAUCUUCGAAACUUUGAAAACGCAUAUACAUUUGAUACUUUGAGUAAUCUUCAAAGCAAUGCCGUUAAACAAAUUUAUCAUAGGGUAUCAAACACUGCUGGGAAAAUUGUUUUUCGAAUCCUGCAAAAAGUACGUUUUAACAAACAACGAUAUGACACGCUGCGUCUCUCCGAGGCAUUUCUCAAAAUUGGGUGCUCAGCCGAUAUGACCAGUGGAACACUGUCUUUAGCUACCCUAUAUUUCUGCCUGAAGAAAUUAAAGAAAUGCAUCAAUAUGACCGAUAUCAUAUUGCGUGGAAUAAAGCCUUUUACUGUGUAUUUACGAAAUUUGUCCAGAUUAUCUAACAACUUAAAUCGGCGCAUGCUUUAUCAAAAAGUGAUUUCCCCAGAGCUUUCCCCACUGUCCUCUAAAAUGAAACGGAGCUGCGUGGCCGACAUUGAAAUUAUCCGAUCAUCCUUCUUGUGGCCUGCGGCCAUUAACUUAGAGAUGGAGAUAAUUCCUCCUGAAUGGAGCCCAAUACAUGCACCAGCUUUGGUUUAUUUGUACUUCUUAAGAUUUCUGUGCUUUGAGGUGUGUGGUAAUGAAACCCAACAAACGGAGGCUCUGUCAAACUUGUCUGCAAUAUCGUAUGAUGACGAACACAAUGACAAAUCGUUCCUUACGUACAACAUCAUUGGUAUUUGUCACGAGCAUUUUGGGAAUUAUUCAGAGGCCGUAGAAAUGUAUGGCAAAGCCGCGAAAAAAGCAAAAAAGCAUGACUGGAUGAAUGAAAAUUCCAACCCUGGCCUUCUACGGAUAGGAAUAGUUCUAAACAAUAUAUUUAAAGAUGAAUUAUAGUUAGAUUAAAUACAUGUUUGCCACCCUUCAGUCCCUCUCUGCUCUUUCGGCAAAUAGAGAUGUAUAAAAUUAUUAUUCUGUCGUUGCAUAAUAAUGACACCUACUAAAAAACUUAUUUUUUCAACCGGAAUUUGAGCAUACCUGGUUUUAUGCACCUCAAUGAAUGACCUGUGCGUAAAUGAGUCAAGUUGGACUGAAAGUAGUAGUUUCUUAGAAGUUAACCUACUCACAAAAUUUAAACUUUUUUAUUUAUUAAUGUAGUUGAUUUACAUAAUUUGGAGCAUGAUAUCUACUAUAUAUCUAUAGAUUAUUAAAUAAUUAUUCUGAUAAUCAAGUUAGGGUUUUCUAAGGAGUUAAAGCAAAAGAAGCAUUACUGGUCAUCCGAGUUCCCUGAAACAUCAUCAUUGCAUACAUGUAUUUGAUUUAGAUAUUUUGAUAAAAGUAUUUUCUGAGUAUAUGUGCCAAAAAAAAUGGUUACUCGCACAAAAAAAUAAAGUUUACAAAUAGCAUCCUGAUCUUAACUGGCAUCUUGCAAUACCAGCAAACUAAACAGUUUAAACAAAGCCAUCAACCUUGAAUGCCGAUGUUGUUAAUGCUUUAUAAUGCUUUAGAAACCACAAAUACCCUUUAACAAAUAACAAGAAUUUUAACACCGGUAUUAGUUGACAUAAAUUCUGUCAAGAAUACUCCAAAAUUGUACCAAACAGAUGUGUUUAAGAAAUACAUGUGGUAUAUCGAUAAAUUAAAUUACCUUACAUGUAUUAAGUAAAGCAUGUAACAAAAAUGUGACAUUGCUAUGAAAAAGGUAAAAAAAUUGUCGUUUUUUUCAUCAAAAAUAUGAAAUGCAAUUAAUACAAAAUGAUUAAAGAAGCAUUAAAUGUACAUAGGCCAUGCAAAGGAUUGUUACAAACAUGACUUUUCAAGACCAUUCCAAUUACAGUAGAUGUACAAAUUAAAUUAUACAUGUAGUCUUAACAUUGACCAUACACAAAUUAAUAACAAUAAAGGAAGGAAAAAAAAUUUAGUCAAACAGAAAUUCAGUUUUAUUCUUUUCAAUAAAAAUUUCAAUUCAAAUGUUGUAAAAGAAAGAACUCUUUAUACAAGUACAGGUAGUCAAAAUGUCCAAAAUACUCUGUGUCUGACCCUGAGGAUAAGAUAGUAAUAUCAGACAUUUAUUAAAACAAAGAGCAAUUAUUAUGGCUAUCUUGUUAAUUACCACAUAAGUUUGUGAUGUUACUCUUUAAUAAUAACUUUUCUGAAACCAAUAAACAUAUUGUAAAUAUUUAACAAAAC